Podospora bellae-mahoneyi is the source of this 2518-nucleotide messenger RNA. RefSeq lists its product as uncharacterized. The transcript is spliced from 7 exons. Bases 806 to 1603 code for a protein of 265 amino acids. The record is from RefSeq and is a predicted model, not a curated record. NCBI's taxonomy places the organism in Eukaryota, Fungi, Ascomycota, Sordariomycetes, Sordariales, Podosporaceae.
CCAGUUCGAAGCACAUCCGCCAGCUGCUCUCCCAAAGCAGAAAGAGGGAACAAAUGCAUCCGACCUCGACCCCCACUGCGUCACCUCAGUUGUACAUACGUAGCUACAUACAUGCACUGUUGAAGAAGAUACAUCUCGCCAUUGCUAUCACCAUCGCUUUUGUCAUCGCCAUCAGCAGCCGUAUCGUAGAAAUCAAAACAAAACACGGAGAAUAAAAAAAAAAGAAGAGAAGGCUCACUGCUGCUCGCGUCAGUAUUACGCGCACAUGCAAAGCCUCCCUCUCCUCUUCCAGGGAUUCCGUGAUUGCUUGAUUGAUACCGGCUUGUAUCGCUUGGCGCCAUCCAAUCCUCGCGCCAGGAAUUUGACAAGCAACACGCAGACCGACACACCAAAAGCUACACUAGCGCCACCACUCACUCCCUGGGCUGGCUGCCCGUGGGCCGGCUCCGUCUCUGCCUCCGUCCAUCCAUCCAUUAUCGAGAGAGGGAGAGAUCAAAAUUCUUGACAUCUCGUUUCCAUUGCACUUGCACCGCCUUUGCCCUCGGGUCAAUCAAGCUCACGCCUCGAGAGUCACGACAUCAGUCAGCGGACACCGCUUGGCCCGGGACCGAGGUCAUUUCUGAUUGGCUGACAGCUGGCUGUUGUGCCGCCAUUCAUUUGAAAGUGGCGGGCCGUCAAGCACCACCACCGGGCCGAGAAGCGAGAGGCAGCGAAUGACAGCGAAUGACAGCGAAUGACAGCGAUUGGCAACAGCCGGCCAAGCCGCAAAAGACUUUUUUCUUUUCCAGUGAUGCACUGAUGGCGGAUGGCACAGAAGAAACCUGAUCAGAUCAGUCACCCGUCUCAUUAUCCUCCUCAGCAGCCCGACAUGACUCGGCGCGACCAGCAGCAGCAACAGCAGCAGCAGCAGCAGCAGCAACAACAACAGCAGCAGUUGGACUUUCGGGGAUAUGCUCAGCCACCACAGCAGGCCGCCCAACAACAACAGCAUGCUGCCCAUCAGCAGCACCCUCAACAUCCGCAACAACACCAUGCUGCUCCGCCGGUCCAGCAGUCCAUGGGCCAUGCUCAACAGCCGCAGGCUCCACCUCCCCAGCAGCAGACCCCCACCCCGGCCCCUGCGCCGGCUCCGUCGAGACGGAAGCGGCCCCAGACCGGCGGUCACCCCCCGGCCCAUCCUCCGCCGCACGCGCCCCAGCUCAGUGCUCAGCAUGCUCAGCACCCACAACAUGCUGCUCCGCCCCCAGACGAUGUGACACCUGCUCCGCCCCCACCUCCGGCAAAGAAGAGCCGGACAAACACACCGUGGACGCCGGCGGAGGAGCUUCGGCUGAAGCAGAUGCGUGAUGCCGGUAACAGUUGGGCAGAAAUUGCCAAGACCUUUCCCGCCCGCACAGAGGGUAGUGUGAAGAAGCAUUGGUAUAAGGAUAUGCACUAUGCUGAAUUUGCAGAGGAUGAGUCCGCGGCGUUGAUGAGUGCCAUCAAGGAGUACGAAAACAACAAAUGGAAGGUCAUUGGGCAGAAGGUUGGCAAGCCGGCCAAGGCCUGUGAACAAUACGCAAAGGAGCAUUUCCCAGAGCUGUUUGCGAACCAAAAGAGAUGAUGGAUUUGCCGGCUUCUUUUUCCUAAUACGACCGCUCAAAUCGCUACAAGAAGCAAGGCACCCAGCCGCCUUUGAUACCCGGUGGGAUUCUGCAGGCCUGGUGGAGGCUUUUUUUUAUGCGAGUCUGUUGCAUAAAGCAGCGCCAUGCGUUUGUUAUUCUGUGGAUAUAUAUCUCUUUUGACACGUGAGACCGGUGGUCCUUUCCCCGAAUACUGCACAUUUUCAGGAAAGGCGCCUGGCGUGGAACACACAAAAUUCGACUUUGGCCCUGGGCAUUUUAAUCGGCGCUGCGUUUCCCGACACGCGUUUCAGUCUUUUUUUUUCCUGUUUGGUUAGGAAAUGGGGGCCCACUGGGCACAUCGAUGCUUUAUUGCCUUCAACUUGCAGCUAUAUUCCCCUGGGAUGUUUUUCUCGCGUCAGUAGCGUUUUUUUUUACAACGACGGAUUUGCUCUGGAUCGGGCCUGGCAGGGAUUUUCGCAUUGUUGAGUGUGUGUCUAAUGAUGGCGACAUGGGCCCGUUCUCUUUCCCUCCGGCAAGGAGGAGGGAAUGGAGGGAACACGAAUACAGAUUCUUCAGCCUCGCCUUGUUCGACUCGUGUGUUGGAUGUGUCUUGGUUUUGACAGAACCCGGGCUGUUUAUCUCCUCGCGGUAGGCAUCUUGGUUUGCUCCGCCAUGACCUUAUUAAGCAGAUCGAACUAUUCAAGUAAAGGGUUGGCAAAUGCCUUGUCGAGAUCUUCUCAGCUUGUGACGAUCAAGGGAUGCUACUGAUGGAGAUGCUCGGGGUACAUCACCCAUCCCACGCAAGCCGAUGGAGAACACAUAUCUCAUCUUGACCAUGUGAACUAGGCAGACCAGACUGCUGUGUCAAUGAUCAAUCAUGUAUGUAAAAAUUCAGAUAUUUAGUUGACCUCUCG